Paramormyrops kingsleyae is the source of this 556-nucleotide messenger RNA. RefSeq names its product cytochrome c oxidase subunit 5B2 (gene cox5b2). Lineage: Eukaryota; Metazoa; Chordata; Actinopteri; Osteoglossiformes; Mormyridae. Gene Ontology annotation, biological process: mitochondrial electron transport, cytochrome c to oxygen. Gene Ontology annotation, cellular component: mitochondrial envelope; respiratory chain complex IV. The record is from RefSeq and is a predicted model, not a curated record.
CCCCCCCGACCGCGCUGUCAGACCCGCUCACCGCCGCGCUCUUGCUCUCAGACAAGUUCAGUCCGUUAUGGCGAGUCGACUUCUGCUGCGGAGCAUUUUCGCUGCCGGCCGGGCGGUUAGGGCGCCGGGGACCGCUGGGGCAGUGCGCUCCAUGGGCGCUUUGAAAGGCAUUCCCACAGAUGAGGAGCAGGCCACUGGCAUUGAGCGACAUGCCAUCCAGGCUUUGGCCAAAGGACAGGACCCAUACAGCAUUCUCAAACCCAAAAAGUAUGCUGGCACCAAAGAGGACCCACACAUUGUCCCUUCCAUCAACAACAAGAGACUGGUGGGAUGCCUGUGUGAGGAGGACAACACCGCCGUUGUGUGGUUCUGGCUCCACGAAGGACACGCCCAGCGAUGCCCAUCCUGUGGCUCCCACUACAAACUGGUCUCCCAUGAACUACCCCACUGAGUCAGACUGGGGGCACUGGGAUCAUUUGGCUCUUCAUUGAUGUGUGCCAGUUCUAACAGACAUGAAAUACUCAUUAACAGAAUAAAAUGCUCUGUCUUGCUGAAA